Athene cunicularia (burrowing owl) is the source of this 5002-nucleotide messenger RNA. It is a transcript of the gene NAPEPLD, whose product is annotated as N-acyl phosphatidylethanolamine phospholipase D. The record is from RefSeq and is a predicted model, not a curated record. Gene Ontology annotation, cellular component: membrane-bounded organelle; cytoplasm. Gene Ontology annotation, molecular function: N-acylphosphatidylethanolamine-specific phospholipase D activity; zinc ion binding. The coding region runs from base 540 to 1724 and encodes 394 amino acids. The transcript has 4 exons. Gene Ontology annotation, biological process: N-acylphosphatidylethanolamine metabolic process; N-acylethanolamine metabolic process. NCBI's taxonomy places the organism in Eukaryota, Metazoa, Chordata, Aves, Strigiformes, Strigidae.
UUUUCUGCAUGUAUGUGCAUCUCGUCAGUAGAAAUAAUGUGUUAUUACUGCUACAUGAGUCUGUUGCUCUUACUACAAAACAAAGUCACUAUGUAGGCAAAUCCUGAGGUACUGUAUAGUUCCAAUAUCUAUUGGACAGGUUUGCAGGAUCAUAUUACAUCAGGCACUAAAUGUCAUAAGUUUCAGGAGGAACUUACUAUUCUUCCAAAAUGUAAAUUAAGGAACCCUUCCCCCUUGCUUUUGCAGUUGGUAGAUAAUAGUGUUAGUAUCUGAAGCUGUGCAUUCCGGGGAAGUAAAAUUCUGCCUGAACUACAAAGAGAUCUCAUGUCUGCUUGCCACAGCAUGUUUUUGAAGUCUUUUGUGUAAUAGCUACUGUUCUAAAAGCAUAUUUUGUUGAGGUAAAAAUACAGUAGAUUAUAAAAUGAGAAGGACAGACUUGUUUCUAAUGUGUGUGAGAGCAUUCAGACUUAUUAAUGUUGAUGUUAGUCCAAGAAAAGAUUUAUUAAUUUAAAAUUUAUUUUAGUUCUCCUCAAAAAGAUAUGGAUAAGAAAAUGGAUGAAGAGCAGCCUUUGACCGUGUGUAACCAGUACCCCAAAGAAGCAGUGAGGAAACGUCAGAAUUCAGGUCGAGGUUCCAGGGGCAGCGAUUCUUCCAGAACCUCCAGAAAAAGCUUCAGGCUGGACUACAGAUUAGAAGAGGAUGUAACUAAAUCAAAGAGAGGCAAAGAUGGGAAAUUUGUCAACCCGUGGCCAACAUGGAAAUCGCCAACCUUGCCAAAUAUUUUGAAAUGGUCCCUUAUGGAAAAAAAUAACAGCAAUGUGCCAUGCUCAAAACAGGAACUUGAUAAAGAGCUUCCAGUGUUAAAACCUUACUUUGUUCAAAAGCCAGAACUUGCUGGGAAGACAGGAACUGGUAUGCGAGUCACGUGGUUGGGACAUGCCUCAGUUAUGGUGGAAAUGGAUGAACUUGUAUUUCUUACUGACCCAAUCUUCAGCCAGCGAGCUUCCCCUACUCAGCUGAUGGGUCCCAAGCGCUUCCGAGGACCUCCGUGCACAGUAGAGCAGCUCCCCAGAAUAGAUGCAGUCAUGAUCAGCCACACCCAUUACGAUCAUUUGGACUACAACACUGUAAUGAGUUUGAAUGAACGCUUUGGGAGUGAGCUGCGCUGGUUUGUGCCUCUGGGGCUCCUGGACUGGAUGCAGAGAUGCGGUUGUGAGAACGUGAUUGAACUGGAUUGGUGGGAAGAGAACUGUGUCCCUGGUCAUGAUGCGGUAACUUUUGUCUUCACUCCUUCUCAACAUUGGUGCAAAAGGACUGCAACAGAUGACAACAAGGUUCUCUGGGGCAGCUGGUCUGUCUUGGGACCUUGGAAUAGGUUUUUCUUUUCAGGAGAUACUGGAUAUUGUGUUGCUUUUGAACAGAUAGGUAAAAGGUUUGGACCUUUUGAUCUUGCAGCCAUCCCCAUUGGAGCUUAUGAGCCAAGGUGGUUUAUGAAAUACCAGCAUGUGGAUCCUGAAGAAGCAGUAAGAAUCCAUAUUGAUGUUCAAGCAAAGAAGUCUGUAGCAAUUCAUUGGGGGACCUUUGCUUUAGCAAAUGAGUACUACUUGGAUCCUCCAGUUAAACUGAAUGAAGCUCUUGAAAGAUACGGCUUGAAAAAAGACGACUUCUUUGUCUUGAACCACGGAGAAUCACGGGAGUUGAGUACAAAUGAUGGGUUUGAGUAAUGAAACAGUAGCAGUUCCGUGUUUGAUUUGAACUAGCAAUUAAUGUUACAGAUAUUAAUAUGAUGUACUUACAAAAUAGACUUUCUGGAGUGAAUUGGAUUUUCAGAUGCCAGGUUUGUCAGUUUCAGAACUAAAACUUGCAUACCAACUUCGUGAUAAAUUUUACUAGUUAUAUUGUUUAUAAAACUUGAGAGGUGACCUAAAAAAAACCUGGUUACUAUUUAAGGUAUUGUCUGGGAAUAACUUGCAGUUUCAACUCGUAUAUACACCACUGAUAAAUUGCUGGGGUUUUUUACAAAACUCAUCUUACCUGCAGCAGCAAUAAUAACCUCAGCACAGGACAUAUUCUUAGAAUUAAUGGCUGACUUAAAUUAGUCAUUGUUAGAAUGUCAUCUCCCACUUGUUAGUCAUUAACCUUCAGGUUAUGUCCUGUGCCCUGAUAGCUUCACUGUAUGUUUUGUGGGGUGGAGUCUUCCAAUACAGCUGUGUUGUUAAAGCACAAGCACAGUAAAAUAAUUAUUUUACUGAGUGCUUCUACAUUUUCAUAUCUUGACGAACCACAAAAGCUUAAUUUUACAAUGAUCUAAAGAAAUGUGCCUUUUAAAGAAAGAGAUAAUUUAAUAUUGCAUCACUGAUGUGUAAAACUUACUGCUGGACAGAGUAUGUGCACACUUUCAUUGUUUUGUCAAUGUUUUUAAGUUAGGCCUGAAUGUGUCUAAAAUAACUUUCUUGUCAAAUGCAGUACAUGAAAUGGAAGAAUCCCUUAAUGGCGCUUGUCUUUGCAUUGACUCAGCCUAUUACUAAGUAUUUUUUUUUAAAGUCUUAAGCAAGGGCUGCGGUAUUUUUUCUUCUAACUUCCCUAUAAUUUUAAAGUUAAAUGAGAGAUUAUAACAUUGUUCAGUAUUGUAAAACUUGGCUAAAUGUAUCUGUACCAAAUUGCCAUGCUAAUUUAUAGAAUUAAAUCCUAUUGUUGCCAAUAAAAAGGCCUAUUGUUGUUCUUCAUAAUUCACUGGCAAAUUAUCUUUUUUGGUCAUGAUUUGUUUUGGUCUCUGGGAUAUGUGUGGGUUUUUUGGUCUUGCUGUGCAUUACAUUUUAUGUUCAUGAAUAUAAAUAAAAAAGACACAUUAUUUCCCUGCAGUUCAGACAUGAACUUUUGGCAACUAAUUAAAACCAGUUAAUGAGAAUUCAUCCUAGGACCAAAACUGUGGUAAUCUUAACUGUUACCAGUUAACUUUUAAAAAUUUAUAUUGGGAAGUCCUAGAAUUCUUACAGCUAUUAAUACCAACAAAGAACAGCACGAGGAGGCAAAGAUCAGUUAGUCCAAGUUGAUACAGAGGGUUACAAUUUUAUGUUAGAAAAAGUAGCGUAUAUUUCUUUGGGAUUCAUGUUUGACAAACAUCAACAUUUCUUUAUUUGAAGAGGUAAUUCUAGCAUGGUCUGGAUGUAUUCACCAGAAUUUGAUCAAAACUGGUUUAAAACUACUCUCAGUCAUUCAGUGUUGAUUUUGGGAGCGUAUUUCAGAUGAAGUCUCUAUUGGGGCACAUUUACACAAUAGCUUCAAUAACAAUUUGGAUAAUAUAAUGCAUAUUACAUGUCCAUAAUAUUGUGGAGGACAUCAAGCUGCAGGAUGUUUUGAGUACUUUGAAGGAUUAAAAUUGAAGUUGUUGGGUUGGUUUUGGGUUUUUUUUUUUUCAGUUUUCAAAAUCAUCAAUAGACUAUUCUAUGAAAUUCUGUACUUCAGAAAGAAAGAGUGAAGCUAAAAUACAGAAUACCUAGACAAGCAACCACAUAGCAGAGAAGGAUUUGACACUAAAUUUCAGUAAGGGGAUAUGUUUUGGUUUGCAUCUAUUAAUUCAGUUGUAUGUAGAACAGUGACUGUUACGCUUUGCUUGCUGCUGGUAAGAUUCCAUCGAGGGUGUGGGAUAAAAAAAUUAGGCAUACUUGCAUGAAGACACUUUGGAGAGUCCUGCCUAAAUACAAAACAUCUCAACAGCAUUGUUCUAUGAAGAAAGCAUUUAAAAAUAGGUGUUUCUAGACCAGAAGAUGACUGAGCCAACACUAAUGACUUUCACGUUUUUUUUUAGAAAAGGGGACAAUGGUCACUUGUUUCUGUCAGCUAGCAAAUCAGAGGAUGAAGAGAUCAACUUUAUCAAAAAGAUGAUAUUUGAAAAACUUAUUUUUGGGUUGGAGAACAUGGGGAGGGACAUAUAGACAUCUCCUGUGCUGAGCUUAAGAAAACAUAUAUACAUCAGAUAUACCUAGAACAGACUAAUCUUAAAUUCUUGUCAGAAGAAAAGGGUGGGAUUGGUAAAUUCUUGGUAUCUGACCUAGACUUUAUUUUCCUUUGUUAAAUAGAGAAGCAGAAAAAAAUUAAAACUACGAAAAGUGACAAAACAUUGAUUGAUUGUAAUGUAACAUGCUUAUUACAAAAUAAGCAGUUUUUGGAGCAGUGGGAAGGUGAAAGGGAAGUUCACUGUCAAUACAGCAAUUGUCAGGUUCUAACUGGGAAUCAUGCCAACUUCGAUUUCUGCCUUAAUUGUAUUCCUGGUGAGUUAAAACUACCGAAGUAGAUAAAUUAGAUACAUGUAGCUUCAUCCCAGUAUUGAUCAGGGUAUAGAUACGUUGUUAUUUUCAAGGUCACAUUUUUCUUGCAGUUUUAACUAUGUGCAAAGUCACCUACUGAAAGUAAUUAUCUAUUGAAUUACAGAAAGAGAAGACAGUAGUAAUUUUAUUAACAGCAGAGUGGAUAUAUUAAUGUUAGAAAGAUUAAGCAUCUGUAACAGUUUAGAUAAUACAGUUCUCUUAUAAAUAAUGUAAGAUGGAAAACUUGUUUUCUAGCCUUUACAUUUGACACUUUUUUUACUUUAUGAUGUGGUGUUCAGGAAGUUUUAGUAGUCUCGUUUUAGUAUGAAGUGUUUUCUAGUAUGUUUUAUGUUCAUCAAUGAAACUUCCUUCAGGUUCUUUUAUGGUGAUGUUUAUAUGUAUUCCACUUCAUUUUGAAUUAACGGUGGAUGGAUGACUAAAACUUUAUGGGAGCUAACUCAACAUAAGUACUUACUCUGAUGAUGUUCUAGUUGAAGAGAAAAAGGAAUAAAGCUCUCCAAGGAAAGCAGGCUUGAGGGCUGCUACAGGACAGGAAGCUUUUGUAAAAAUGUGUAUGAUACUGCUCUUAUAGACUUAUAGAGAUGAGAACGUUGAACUGCAGUUGCAGAUAAUCUUUGACUCCUAUGUUGAAAAAUAGGUAUGCUUUCCUUGAAUUGAUAAUUUUAAAGCAAGAU